Molecule: messenger RNA, 1371 nt
Organism: Leptosia nina
Lineage: Eukaryota; Metazoa; Arthropoda; Insecta; Lepidoptera; Pieridae
Source: the annotation of a GenBank genome assembly
AUGCAAUUUCUAAAAGGAAACGUCUUAUUACCAAGUAUUAAACAUUUACGAUAUUUUGGAGCAAGUGCGGUUUUAAAUGGGAAACGAUGGUUGCCCGACGUUAAUUUCAUGAAACAAUUCGAAGGCGUCGCCUUAUACGCGACACCAGAAAUGGAGAAAUACGCCAAAGUUUAUUACGAUGGAAGAGUGAAACCCAUAGAAAGGAAACUAAAGUACAUGUGGCUUAAUUUUGGCCCACAACACCCGGCUGCCCAUGGCGUCUUACGUCUCAUUCUUGAACUCGACGGUGAAUACGUACUGAGAGCCGACCCUCACAUUGGAUUUUUACAUCGAGCCACAGAAAAGUUAAUGGAGUACAAACAUUACAACCAGAGUUUACCCUUCAUGGAUCGCCUUGAUUAUGUAUCCACGAUGUGUAAUGAAAUAGGUUUUGCCUUGGCCGUUGAAAAACUGCUCAAUAUAGACGUUCCGCCUAGAGCUCAAGCGAUUAGAGUUCUUAUGAGCGAAUUGUCGAGAGUGGCUAAUCAUCUACUGAAUGUAUCCGGUACGGUUCUCGACGCUGGAGGUAUAACACCUUUCUUUUGGAUGUGCGAGGAACGUGAAAAAAUUUAUGAACUAUUCGAAAGAGUUUGCGGCGCGCGUGUUCAUAAUGCUUACAUAAGAGUGGGAGGAGUUAGCCAAGAUAUUCCCAUCGGAUAUCUAGAUGAUGUUCACGAGUUUUGUAUGAAGUUAGGAGAGCGAUGCGAUGAAACCGAGGACCUUGUAACUGGAAAUAGAUUGUAUUACGAAAGAACCGCAGGAAUAGGGGCGUUUAGUGCUCACGAUGCUAUUAACCUCGGGUUCACAGGACCUAUGCUGCGAUGUACUGGCGUAAAGUGGGAUUUGAGAAUAACUCACCCUUACAUAGGUUACGAGAUGUACGACUUUGAUGUACCGGUCGGUACCUUUGGAGACAGUUAUGAUCGGCACCUUCUGCGUUGCAUGGAAUUACGACAGUCUUUAAGAAUCAUAAACCAAGUUAUAGAUACUAUGCCGGAGGGCGAAGUGAAAACUGAUGAUUCGAAGGUGACAAUGCCUUCUAGAGCCGAAAUGAAAACUUCUAUGGAAGCAUUGAUACAUCAUUUUAAAUUGUGCACUGAGGGAUAUAAUGUUCCGCCCGGUGCUACCUAUACAUCUACAGAAUGUCCUAAGGGCGAACUAGGUAUUUAUAUGGUAGCAGAUGGAACUUCAAAACCCUAUCGGGUCUUCAUAAGACCUUGCUCUUAUCUCCAUUUAGCUGGUCUGGCUGUAUUAUCACCUCGUAUGAUGCUUGCUGAUAUAUCUAUUUUAAUUGCUACAAUUGAUAUAGUAUUCGGCGACAUCGAUCGUUAA